AUGAAUGAAGAUUUCCCAAACGGUCAUACUGAUAUGAUUGAUGUCAAUGAAGAUAUGCACUAUGUGAGAGUUGAAGUUGAUAUGAUCAUUGCAGCACCUUCAACACAAUCAUUUCAUCAUAACAUGAAUGAAGAGGAAGGUGUGGGUGGUCAUAUGCCAAUAGUUCUUGAAGGCUAUGAGACAAUGAGUAGCAGUUCUGGCGAUGAGUAUGAUAAAAAUGUAGAUGACUCUUCAUCUGAUUUUUUUUUCUGUGUGCUCAUGGAUCUGCCAGACCCUGAUAUGACAAAUGGUCAGAGUGCUAGUCAGGCAGCUCCGGUGAGUAGUACGACCCCAGUGGUUGGUUCUGAUACACUUUCUCAGUUUGCUACAUUGGUUGCUCAGAUGAUGAGCGAGACUCAGAAAUUUUCUGAGAUAUUCCGAUCGUGGUUUGUACCCCCUUCUGCACAACAGCAGUUGCAGGAGAAUUUUCUGAGGUUGGUUCAAGGAAGCAAGACAGUGAUGCAGUAUGAGACAGAGUUUACUGCUUUAGCUAGAUAUGCUCCACAGUUGAUAAGUACUUCUGCUGAGAAGUGCUAUAGAUUUCUGAGGGGACUACGAGAUAGUCUGAGGCAGCCCCUAGUGCCAUUUCACAUUUCUGAUUUCUCUGAGCUUGUGGAAAGAGCUCGUUUGAUAGAGAAUGAUCUGAUGGCUACUCAGCAGUGGUGGGCUGCGAGUAGGAAGAGGUUCGGGGGUGAUACUUCUAGCAGUGGUUCCUCUAGCAAGAGGAGAUUUGUUUUCGGAGACUCCAGGAGGAGUGGACAGUCAGGAUUUUCUGGCACUGCCACUACCAUCAGAAGAAUGUGGAAGAAGGGUUGCCUGGUAUUUUUGGCUUCUGUACGGAAUAUGAAUAUAGAUGCGGGUUCUAUUUCUGAUAUCCCGAUUGUACGGGAGUUUUCUGAUGUAUUUCCUGAGGAGUUGGUUGGUUUACCUCCGGAUAGAGAUGUUGAGUUCUCUAUUGAUGUUUUUCCGGGUAUAGCUCCGAUAUCAAAAGCUCCAUACAGGAUGACACCAAAAGAAGUUUCUGAGUUGAAAGUUCAGCUCCAGGAGUUGAUGGAUAGAGGAUUUGUGAAAGAAGCUGAUGUGUUGAAGACAACUUUCAGUACUCGGUACGGGCACUACGAGUUUUUGGUUAUGCCUUUUGGGGUAACCAAUGCAUUAGCUAUUUUCAUGGAUCUGAUGAACAGAGUGUUCAAGGAGUAUUUGGAUCAGUUUGUGAUCGUCUUAAUCGACGAUAUUCUGGUGUAUUCUACUUCUGAGGAAGAUCAUUCCAGACAUUUGAGCAUUGUGUUGGAGACUUUGAGGCAGCAUCAGCUAUAUGCUAAGUUUUCCAAGUGCGAAUUCUGCCUGAAGAGCAUUUCUUUUUUAGGGCAUGUGGUGAGCGGUGAAGGUAUCUCUGUUGAUCCCCAUAAGAUUCAAACUAUUGCUGAUUGGCCAAGGCCUACUACGGUAUUUGAGGUACGUAGUUUCUUAGGCAUGGUUGGAUAUUAUAGAAAGUUUGUGAAGGAAUUUUCUCAGAUUUCUACGCCUAUGACGAGACUGACUCAGAAGUCAGUAGCUUUUAUUUGGACAUCGGAGUGUGAGGCUAGUUUUCAGAAGUUGAAGGAUUGUUUGACUUCAGCUCCAGUGUUAGCACUUCCGUCAGGUACGGAAGGAUUUCAGGUGUUCAGUGAUGCUUCACUGAAAGGUUUGGGCUCUGUUCUGAUGCAGCAUGGUAAGAUAAUUGCUUAUGCUUCUAGACAGUUGAAACCACAUGAAAAGAAUUACCCGACGCAAGAUUUGGAGUUGGCUGCAGUUAUUUUUGCUUUGAACAUUUGGUGUCACUACUUGUAUGGCAUCAGAUGUGAGAUCUUUAUGGAUCAUAACUUGAAGUACAUAUUCACUCAGAAGGAUCUGAACUUGAGGCAAAGAAUGUGGCUUGAGUUGAUCAAGGACUACGACCUGACGAUUCAGUAUCAGCCUGGCAAGGCUAAUGUGCAAGGAUUGGGUACGAGGUUGCAUUUCAGUAUGGCUUUUCAUCCGCAGACUGACGGACAGUCUGAGAGGACUAUUCAGGUACUGGAAGAUCUUCUGAGAUUAUGUGUUUUAGAUUUUGGAGGAAGUUGGGAAGAUCAUAUUCCUUUGAUAGAAUUUUCUUAUAAUAACAAUUUUCAGUCCAGUAUUGGUAUAGAACCUUAUGAAGCUUUGUAUGGCCGGAAAUGUAGAACUCCUUUAACUCAGAUUGAGGUAGGAGAUAGACAAGAAAUGGGUGCUACAUUUGUAGAUGAAACUGUUAUGAAAAUCAAUCUGAUUAAAGAAAGAUUGAAAGCUGCACAAGAUCGACAACAGAAGAAUUACAAUCAGAAGCACAAGUUUGUGGAAUUUCAGGUUGGUAACUUUGUGUAUGUCAAAGUCAGUCCGAUGAAAGGCGUGAGCAGAUUUGGUAGAGUGAGUAAGCUCAGUCCAAGAUAUGUUGGACCUUUUGAAAUCCUUGAAAGGAUUGUGGAGAUUCAGGAGAAUCUGAGGUAUGAAGAAGAACCUGAGUUGAUUUUGGCUUAUGAUGUUCGUAAGUUAAGAAGUAAACAAAUUCCUAUAGUUAAAGUUCAGUGGAAGCACCGAACAGCGCGAGAAGCGACUUGGGAGAAGGAGUCGGACAAAGGCAAGCAUAUCCGUAUCUUUUCUGACUGA
Molecule: messenger RNA, 2703 nt
Organism: Dendrobium catenatum
Lineage: Eukaryota; Viridiplantae; Streptophyta; Magnoliopsida; Asparagales; Orchidaceae
Biological process (GO): DNA integration
Molecular function (GO): nucleic acid binding
Source: RefSeq, a predicted model, not a curated record